UAUGUGAAGCAUUCCCAGACCCUCCAACCAACUCAGCAUCAGCUACUUCUCUGACGGGUCCUGAUUAAGGUCCUCCCAAGAAAGACUUCAUUGGAUCCACGCUCAAGAGGACGAUCCCAGGUUUUCCUGACCCCCCUACAUCGCUGUAAAGUGCCAAGGCCUUAAGACUUGGUUUUAUUUUAGUGACUGUACAUAUGCCUUGUUUCCUGGGUCUGCGGGAAGCAUGAGUCUGUUGGGACUUGGGACAAGAAGAAAACAAGACUUCUUCACAAGGAAAACCAGACACUAACAAAAAGAACCCCAAGGUCUGAAGAGAGAGAACACAACCAUGGCAGACAGAGGACCUGGGGACCCGCCGAAGGACUCUCAAAAGGAUUUGGAAAAUGACCCAUCAAUAAAUUCUCAGGCACAGGAGACCACAGUCACGGCAAGUACCACCAAAGAAGCUCAGAUCCUGAGCCCUGCCUCUGGUCUCAACAAGGACCACCAAGAAGUAGAAACAAUAGGUUCAGGAAGUGCAGAUACAAGUAAUCAAUCAGAAAGUCCAGAUGAAGCAAGUUAUGGGAACUAUCCAAAGGACAAAACAGAACUCAAGACCAACCAGAGUUUUCAGGAUGGCAAACUAGGGCAUCAACUCUCCUCAAAAAGUCCGAAUAAAGAAUCCUUGCAUCUUGAAAGUGUGGGUGAAAAAUCUUUGCAUCCUGAAAGUGUGGGUGAAGAAUCCUUGCAUCCUGAAAGUGUGGGUGAAGAAUCCUUGCAUCCUGAAAGUGUGGGUGAAGAAUCCUUGCAUCCUGAAAGUGUGGGUGAAAAAUCUUUGCAUCCUGAAAGUGUGGGUGAAGAAUCCUUGCAUCCUGAAAGUGUGGGUGAAAAAUCUUUGCAUCCUGAAAGUGUGGGUGAAGAAUCCUUGCAUCCUGAAAGUGUGGGUGAAGAAUCCUUGCAUCCUGAAAGUGUGGGUGAAGAAUCCUUGCAUCCUGAAAGUGUGGGUGAAAAAUCUUUGCAUCCUGAAAGUGUGGGUGAAGAAUCCUUGCAUCCUGAAAGUGUGGGUGAAGAAUCCUUGCAUCCUGAAAGUGUGGGUGAAGAAUCCUUGCAUCCUGAAAGUGUGGGUGAAAAAUCUUUGCAUCCUGAAAGUGUGGGUGAAGAAUCCUUGCAUCCUGAAAGUGUGGGUGAAAAAUCUUUGCAUCCUGAAAGUGUAGGUGGAAAAUCCUUGCAUCCUGAAAGUGGGGGUGAAAAGUCCUUGCAUCCUGAAAGUGGGGGUGAAGAAUCCUUGCAUCCAGAACCCAGCUGUUGUCCAAGUGAAGAGGUAGGAAGAGCAGAUGCACAAUUAGGGAGCAGCUCCGUAGACCUCCCUGAGGAAGCAAGCAACAGACCUGAAGCUUCACAGAAGCCACUUGCCGUAGACCCCCAGGGUGUCCGGGGUCCUGAUCAUUCCAGUGCAGGGCCGGAGAGCCAGGGUACACGGCGGAGGCGACUGGUGGAACCAGGAAGUCAUCAACAGGAAAUACAAACAUUAGAAGAAAAUAAAGAGGAUGCACAGGACGCCAUAAGAAAGAGUAAUAAAAAGGAUUUUUGGAGCUAUGGCUCCAUCUUUCUUGGCUUCCUGGUGGCUCUUGUUUUGCUAAGCUCCGCUCAAAGCUACUAUUCCUCUCCAGCACAGCAAGUGCCCCAAAAUCCAGCGCUGGAAGCCUUCCUGGCUCAGUUCAGCCAGCUGAAGGACACCUUUCCGGGCCAGAGCGCUUUUCUGUGGCAGAGAGGACGCAAGUUUCUCCAGAAGCACCUCAACGCUUCACACCCCACCGAGCCGGCCACCAUCAUCUUCACAGCAGCUCGAGAGGGAAGGGAGACCCUGCGGUGCCUCAGCCAUCGCGUGGCGGACGCCUACACCUCUUCCCAGAAGGUCUCUGCCAUUCAGAUCGACGGGGCGGGAAGAACCUUGCAGGACAGUGACACGGUCAAGCUACUGGUGGACAUGGAACUGAGCUCUGGGUUCGAGGAUGGCAGGAAGGCCGCCGUGGUGCACCGCUUCGAGUCCCUCCCCGCAGGCUCCACCUUGAUCUUCUACAAGUACUGCGACCACGAGAACGCGGCCUUCAAGGACGUGGCCCUCGUCCUGACCGUCCUCCUGGAGGAGGACACGCUGGCCGCCAGCGUGGGCCCCAGGGAGACGGAAGAGAAAGUGCGAGAUUUGCUCUGGGCCCGGUUUACCAACGCGGACACGCCCAGCUCCUUCAACCACAUGGACUCGGACAAGCUGAGCGGGCUGUGGAGCCGCAUUUCGCACCUGGUGCUGCCCGUCCAGCCCGUGCGGGCCAUCGAGGAGCAGGGCUGCCGGCUCUGAGCCAGGCGGGCAGCGGCGGUGGAAGGGAGGGGUUUAUUAAAGGCAGUUUAAAGGCCUUCCCUGUCUGUGGGAGGAAUGUGAGGAAAUCGCCUGAAAAGUACAAGUGGGCUUAUUUUAGGAAAAAAUCGUUUAUUUUUUACUUUUGGUAAAAUUUUUCUAAUCUAAGCUUGACAAAGCUAAAAGCUGACCUGACUUUUUUUUUCUUUGCUUUUCAAGCAAAUCAGGUUUGAAAUAGAUAACAGAUAGUGUAUAUA
Messenger RNA from Myotis lucifugus (little brown bat), 2589 nucleotides. Its product is annotated as torsin-1A-interacting protein 2. Gene Ontology annotation, cellular component: endoplasmic reticulum; membrane. The record is from RefSeq and is a predicted model, not a curated record. The coding region runs from base 329 to 2335 and encodes 668 amino acids. Lineage: Eukaryota; Metazoa; Chordata; Mammalia; Chiroptera; Vespertilionidae. Gene Ontology annotation, biological process: membrane organization; endoplasmic reticulum organization. The transcript is spliced from 5 exons. Gene Ontology annotation, molecular function: ATPase activator activity.